AUGGAGACCUCCAGUAAGCCCAAUUUCAGCAAUAAGCCCAGGCACGUGCGCCGCUCCUUCAAGAUCCGCCGCUCAACCAAGAUGACUGGCUUGCCCUCCGACCCCGAAGCCUACCUCCGCCAGGGCCGGCGUACCCCUACUAUCGUCGGUCAUGACGACUCCAGCAUGCCCAUCGAGCGCAAGGUGGCCAUCGUGGGCAUCGGCUGCCGCUACGCCAACGGCAUCGACUGCGUCAAGAGGUUCUGGGAGGUGCUGGCCAAGGGGCUGGACUGCACGGUACCCCCGCCGCCGGACCGCUUUGACGCCUCGUUCUUCCUGUAUCCGGGCAAAAAACUGCCGGGGAAGAUGUUCAACAAGUGCGCCGGGUAUCUGAACCAAAACCCGGAAAUUUUCGACAGGCAGUUCUUCAAGAUCUCGCCAGAGGAGGCCAACCAGCUGGAUCCUCAGGUUCGACUGAUGCUUGAGGUAGUCUGGGAGAGUUUCGAAGACGCAGGCAUCCCAGCGUCCACCGCCCGUGGAUCCAAGACGGGAGUCUUUAUGGGCGUCACGGCCAGCGAAUACGGCGUCCUGGUAGCCAUGCCCAACGAGAACAUCAACCAGUACACCAACUCGGGCACCAACUCUUGCAUGGUGGCCAAUCGCAUCUCCUACGAGUUCGAUCUUCGCGGGCCGAGUUUCGUCAUUGACACGGCCUGCUCCUCUUCCUUGUACGCCAUACACAUGGCCUGUGAGGCCAUCCGGAAAGGGGACUGCGACAUGGCCGUAGCCGGAGGGGUUAACAUCUCCCUGAUCCCGGUGACUAGCAUUGGAUUCUGCCAGGCUGGGAUGCUGUCCCCGGACGGCAAGAGCAAGAGCUUUGAUCGAUCGGCAGAUGGCUACGCUCGUGGUGAAGGAGCAGGGGCCGUGAUACUGAAACCACUGCGGCAGGCACUGGAGGAUGGGGACAGAAUCUACGCAGUUGUGCGUGGGGGAGCUUUGCAUAACGACGGAAGGACCCCGGGCAUCGCCAACCCGAGUUUUGACGCCCAGGUGUCCCUAGCAGAGUUUGCAUACAAGAACGCUUGCACUGACCCUGAGGACGUUGCUUAUGUGGAGGCUCACGGAACAGGCACGCAGAUCGGAGACCGGACAGAGGCUAACGCGCUGGGCGAAGCCAUGAGCCUGAACCGUAAACCCGACCACCCACCCUUGUACAUUGGCUCGGUCAAGUCCAACAUCGGCCACGCAGAGGGUGCAGCUGGAGUAGCCGGCAUCAUCAAAACCGCUUUGAGUCUUCAUCACGGACAGAUUCCAAAAGUGGUUCACUUCAGGCAAGGGAACGAAAAUGUAGACUUCGAGGCACUCAAAGUGCGCGUUCCGGCAGAACUGACCCGCUGGCCUAAGGGAGCCAAGAAACUGGCUGGGUGCAGUUCGUUUGGCUUUGGGGGAGCAAACGCCCACCUCGUCCUAGAAGGAGCCCCCCAACCAGUCCAGAGAGGGGACAGGGGGUCAACCUCGUCAACUACCCAAUCUCAGAUGCAGCCGGAGCGAGAGGUCAUCGUUCCUAUGAUUCUCUUCCUGUCAGCUGCCAGCAAGGACGCGCUGAGGCAGCGCAUGCGAGACUGGAUCGGUUACCUAAACGACGUGAUCGGGAACGACUCGCGGGCCUUCUGCAACGCCCUCUGCACGGCGGCGGUGCGGUCCACGCACCACCAGUUCCGGCUGGGCGUGAUCGCACGGACAGCACGGGAAGCGGCUGAACAGAUUCGCCUAAAGGUGGAGCAUGACCCGCGAGUGGCUUACAACGUUAUCGAGGGUAAGACACCAGAAGGCAACAACAGCCAUCGGUUGGUGUUUAUCUUCGGUGGGAUGGGAACGCAGUGGUGGGGAAUGGCAAGGCAACUGAUGGACGAUGAACCGCAGUUCAAAAGCGUCAUUAGGAGGAUUGACAAGAUACUGACCAAGUGCGGUGCUAAAUGGUCUCUACUGCACAUACUGACCAAGGAAACAGACCGCGAUAAAAUCAACCAAACAGAAAUCGCUCAGCCAAGCAUCUGUGCGGUCCAAAUUGCUCUCGCCGAAUUAUACCGUAUGCGUGGAGUCACCCCAGACGCUAUCAUUGGCCACAGCGUCGGAGAAGUAGCAGCUGCAUACGCUGCAGCUCUCCUUUCAUUGGAGGACGCCAUAAAAGUCAUUUACAUACGUGGCAGGCAACUGCGCAAGACAAGUGGCCUGGGUGCCAUGGUAGCAGUCCUGCACGCCGUAGAUGAAGUACAAGCCCGUCUUGAGAACAGUGAGUACGUUAGUGUCAUUGACAUCGCAGCAAUUAAUAGUCCGACACAGGUCGUUCUGUCUGGGGAUAGUGAGUCAGUUCUUGGUUUUGUCGACUCGUUGAAGAAGGACGGUAUCCGAUGUGUUUCACUUAAGGUACACAAUGCUUUCCACAGCUACCAGCAGGAAGAAAUCAGGAAGGACUUCAUUAAGAAGGCCAAGUUUUUAGAGUCGUCGAGUAGGGAGAGCAUUGGUGCCAACCCCGUCAUCCCUAUGAUGUCAACGGUUACAAACGAAUAUCUGGACCGAGACACGGCCAACAGCGCUGAGUACUGGUGGAAAAACAUCCGGCAAACAGUGCACUUCCGUGGGGCCGUUGACAAAAUACUGAAGGAGGGCUACACUAGUUUGUUGGAGAUAAGUCCUCACCCAUCUCUGUCCCCAGCUAUCAGGGACUGCUUGUCGUCAAAUCCAACCAACUCCCAACGCUUCGUGACGGGCUCACUGAGGCGUCCGUCUGAUAUCCGUGAUGUUGCGGACGACAAAGUCAAUAUCCUUCGAUCCUUGGCGCGUCUCCAUGUGGAAGGCUACCCAAUAGACCUGAACCUGCUGUUUAGAGAUAGCGAUUUCAAGGUUAUGUCUCUACCCAACUAUCCGUGGCAGAGGGUUUUAUGCUCGGCAACAACUGAGAAGAGUCAAAAGAUGUUCCGUUUUCCCGCCAAGAAUCAUCCGUUGUUAGGCAAGCUACAAACCCUGUCUCACUUCAGCAAUGAAAAUGCGCCACGGGUGUGGUGCUCUAAAUACAGCGUGUCUACUGUGCCGUGGUUGCGGGAUCACAAAUUGCAGGGUAACAUUGUCAUUCCUGCAGCAGGGCAGACUGAAAUCAUGCUUGCGGCUGCACGAUCCAUGUACCCUGACAGCGAGACAAUCACCCUGAGAGACGCCAUGUUUGAGAGGUUCAUUUUCCCAUCUAACAUGAAAGGCAUGCUGGAGAGCUCGGUGACAGUGCGGCCGCGGGAGGCUCAGUUUGCUCUAAGAAGCUUCAAUCAGGCCGACGAGAAGUGGACUUUGCACGGCAAGUCCAGCAUAGACAUUCCUGGUAAGUCACGGUUGUCAUACCACCAACUUGAAGACCAGUUCCAAUGCUUGAAGCUCGCGGUAGAUGAGAUCAGACGGAGGUGCCCAUAUGAAGUUGAUGAACAGGAAUUCUACGCAAGGCUCUGGAAGGGAGGUUUCCAUUUGGGAGACACGUUCCGGUGUGUCAACACAGCUUACUUCAGUGCUGAUUACAGUGAAGCUUUGCUGUAUGCAUCCAUCCCGGAAGCAUUAGAGAAGGAAUUCCGCAAGUAUGUUUUCCAUCCAGCUUUGCUUGACAGCAUGUUCCAAGGAAUUGGAAUAUGUCAAAUGUUUCUGGAACAGGAAAAGGCAAGGUCUUCGCACAGUGUGUUCAAAACGUGGUUCCAGGUGCCAAGGUCUGUCACAAAGGUGCGUGUGAAAGGAACAGCACCAUCACAGGUGGCUUUCCAUGUUCGCAUGACGCACAUAGAUAAAGGGGAGACGGUGGGGGAUGUUGUUGCAGCGGAUGCAACAAACCAGUGGGUUUUUGCUCAAGUAGACCGCCUUGCCUUCGAAAAUGUUCAUUCUAACGAGCCAGAUGAGAAAGUGCAACUUUGGAGGAGAGAAUGGGCGCCGAUCCAUGUCGAGUUUUCUGAAACGGCAAUACACCAGUUACCUGCAAAAAGAGCACCCUCUCGGCCUCUCAGUGCAAUCGGCUCAGAAAAUCCCGGUGCUAUCAUCAUCAUCAAAGAUAAACAAGGUGUGUCAGGGGAACUGAAGAAACGCAUGGAAGUUGACAGCGUCGUCAGUGUUCUAGACCCUAGGAUUCUUGUUGAUGGGGAUGAGCGGUUCAGACGAGUCUUACGCUCUUUGGGUCAGGUAACAGAUCUGAUCAUGUUGUCAACCCUUGACAUCAAGCAGCUUGGGCCGUUGACCGCCAUCGAUAAAGACACCUUCGAAGAGGCCCAGACCAUGACAGCUACAUCACCGAUAAGUUUGUAUAGAGCCGUGGUCAAGCACGAUGCUAAGAUAAGGCCUAGGAUGUGGAUGGUUACACGGGCAGCGCAUGCCGUGAAGGAUACCGAUGUAGCGGACCCCAUGAUGGCGUCUGCUGGUGCAGUAAACCUCACUCUCAUGCACGAAGAUCCAGAGUUCCCUCUUGUCACCGUAGACCUACCAUCUUUGCUUGAUCCAGAAGAAUCUGCCGAGUGGUUGUACCAGUACAUGCGUUCGGCGCCCACAGACGAAAAUUUCGUUUCCCUCCGACGCAAAAUGCCCAUGCAGAAUGUUGACCAUUCCAAGGAGUUGGCCUUCGAAGCUUUUGCUCUUCGCAUACUUAUGCAGCCUCAAUCGAGCUUCUCAGCUCCUACGCUGUCCACAAACUGGCAGGUUGACGUAGAUGACACAUUGAAGCAGAAGAGGCUCGUGGUAAAGCAGAAUCAAGAAGCGCCAAAGACGAAAUGUUCCGAAGAAAUUGCGGUGAAGCUUUCAGCUUUUUCGGUUCAACUAAUGAAGGACGCUCCAGAAAAAGACAAAACGUCGGGUCUCAGUUACCUCUUUGCAGGGAAAAUCAACAACUGCAGUGAGGAGCUUCAGGUACUCUUCAGAAUGAGAAACAACGUCCUUGGUCUGAGAUCAGGUGGGAAGAUAAAAGCUACAAUAUGGGCAAACGCGAGCGAGCUCGUGCCUAUUCCGGCUAAUCUGACACCCGUGGAAGCCAUCAAUAUAGUCAGGGAUUACCUUCCAGCAUUUGUAGCCUUUCACGACACGCUGAAGCUCAAUGAGAACGGGUCAGUAAUUAUUUGCCUCUCCUCCCUUCGAGACAGAGUUGGUUUGGCCACCACCCAUCUGGCGUUGGAGCAAGGGGCUAAUGUAUUCCUUCACGUGGAGACAGAUGAUGACAACAUCCUGCCGGUGGAGAAGCUUCUUGGGAUCUUAGGCGAUUCUAGAGUUGUCAUAACAUCUGGAGAUAACUUUCACACACUUAUCAAUGAUGGAUCCGUGGACGUGCUUCUGUUUGCUGGUGAAAUGACACAAGACAACAACAACUUGAAGAAGCUUGUUGGAAAGUUGCGUCCAUUUGGGACAAUUGUUCACAUCCACGGUCGAAACGGCAACAGCGAAUCUCGCUUAAACGUCAUGCCACCUAACAUUUACUUUCUGUCAAUUGACAUGGGGCUAGGCCGGUUUGACGAAAUGAAGCCAAGACUGCAAGACUCUAUGAUUCGCCUCUUACAGAUGUUCAGCGUGCAUAAUGGGUUUCAAGCGCUGAAGUCCCUUACUGUACCUACUGCUCCAAUAUCCAAGCUCUCCAGAUCGCCACAUGCCACCGUAGAAGACAUGACUGUUUGCAUUGACGAGGAAAGCAUCCCGACAACCUUAGACUUUGACGACAUCAGUUUUACCGCCAAUGGCGAUGCUGCUUACUUAGUGACAGGAGGGUCAAGAGGUUUCGGCCUGACAACAGUCGAAUGGUUGGUGAAGUCUGGUGCACGCCACAUUUACAUCAUCUCGAGAUCGACCCCCGAGGAGGAAGCUGUGCUAAAAUUCAAAUCUUUCCGGGAUACAGGGGCUCGUAUAACACAUCUGAAGGUUGAUAUGUCGAAGGAUUACGAGGUCGAGAAGGCUCUGUCUGCUAUUAGGGAUAACGAAGAGCUUCCACUUGAAGGUAUUUUUCACUGUGCCGUAGUCUACAAUGACUGUCAUCUGCGUCAGGUCACGACAGAAACAUGGAAUCGGGUAUUGAUUCCAAAAGCAUAUGGAGCUUUAGUGCUGCAUCAGCUCACACUGAAGAUGGGUUUCUCUGUGCGCUAUUUUGUUAUGAUGUCAUCCAUAGUUGAGUUGAUGGGUAACGAGGGACAAGGGGCCUACUGUGCUGCUAACAAUUUCCUGGCAAGUCUUUGCAGUAUGCGACGAAAGCUUGGUCUGCCAGCCACUGUAAUCUGUCCAGGGAUCAUCAACACUGCAGGUCAUGCAGCCAGAGCCGGAUUUGUCCAUCACUGGGAGAAAAUGGGCAUGCAGAGCUUGCCCCCGCCAGAGAUACUGAAGGGCCUCGGUUGUAUCCUUGCUACGGACUACCCACAGCUCGGUCUCACAGGUGCUGUGAACAAAAAGGACUAUGCAAAGGCCAACAGUCCCAUGUUGUCACACCAUUUCGGCGAACCGGGUGGUACUUUCUCAGCCCUAAAAUCCCUCUUUCCUAACCGAGAGUGCUUCUUGGCCACAGACAACGAUAUCCAGAUGAGGAUACGAUUGUUGUCUCGAGCAGAAGCUCUAGACUUGAUUUUCAAGACGCUGUCAAAUCAUUUAGUGCAGCGUCUUGGUCUCAGUGCCGAUGUCAGUCAAGAUGCAACACUUCUGUCCAUUGGUCUGGAUUCCCACAUGUCAACAGAACUUAGUGGUGUUAUCCAGGAAAGCUUUGGGGUCACAAUGACAGCUAUGGAGCUGCUGAAUGAUACUCUGACAGUCAGAAACCUGACUCAGAAUGUAUACACCAAAGUGAUGAGUUGUGCUUCCGAGGCACAGCAAGAGGCUGCAGCGAGCAAUGAGGCAGCUGAGAGUGUCUCCCAGCAAUUGUGGUUCAGAAUUGACGACAAGGUUCAGUCUCCUACACACCAACUCGUCUGCUUUCCUUCAGUUGGUGGUGGGCCGUCCAUGUUUGCAGCAUGGCAACAACAUUUCCAGCAGAACAAUGUGCAGCUGGUUUCCCUGAGGAUCCCAGGAUGGGAAGGCCGUGAGAACGAAAAGCCAUCAGAAAACAUGGCCGAUGUCGUGAGCCGGCUUGCUGACGCUUUGCUUCCACAUUUACAGCAGGGCCAAUUCUCCUUCUUUGGACAUAGUUUAGGCGGGCUUACGGCCUUUGAACUGGCACACCACAUGUGGAAGAACCACAGUCUCCUUCCCACCCACCUCUUCGUCAGUGCUUGGUAUGCCCCAACCCUAUCAUACCCACACCCAGAGGAGCUCAACAUUUCCAGCUCCACCUUCCGGAAGAUGCAGCGAAUUAUCUCUGCUAGAGGUGACCCAAUGAAAAUAUCUGAGCCAUUCCCGGUCAGAUUCAGUUUCUUGGACCAGUCAACACUCAAUAACCCACGCCUGAUGCAGCGUCUAGUAGGUAGCAUCGAAGCGGCCAUCAUGACGUGCAAGAAGUAUAGGUGCCGGCACCGGGAUCGACUGCCCUGUAGCAUGAUAGCCUUUGGCGGAAAGAACGACCCCUUUGUCGGUCCACAUCUCCUGGACGACUGGAGCAAGCAGGUCACAAACGAGAGCAACUUCAAGAAAGUGAUUCUACCUGGGAAGCACAUGUACCUCCAGACUGCCGGCAAGAGCCUUCUGAAGGAAAUCGGCAGCGCUCUGAGCCAACCGCAGCACCAGGAGCCAGCAGAAAAAGAGAAGCCAAUGAAGGUUGCAGUGAGUGUGCUUGAGGCUUCAGAGGCAGGGCCAUCUACAAGCAACACCCUACCGAGUGCCUCUUCAUACCACAUCGGUAAGCCAGUACCCAAACCGAGGUCCAGUUUCAGUCAAUAAACGUAAGAUGCAACGUCGAUGCAAGAAUCAACUUGUUGCAAGUUUCUGUUUAAUACACUGCUUUCAAAAAAGUUAAGGACCACCGUUUUUUUAACUUGUAAUUUUUUUUCCAAGC
Molecule: messenger RNA, 7948 nt
Organism: Acanthaster planci (crown-of-thorns starfish)
Lineage: Eukaryota; Metazoa; Echinodermata; Asteroidea; Valvatida; Acanthasteridae
Biological process (GO): fatty acid biosynthetic process
Molecular function (GO): 3-oxoacyl-[acyl-carrier-protein] synthase activity; fatty acid synthase activity
Source: RefSeq, a predicted model, not a curated record